Bombyx mandarina (wild silkworm) is the source of this 4729-nucleotide messenger RNA. It is a transcript of the gene Iml1, whose product is annotated as GATOR complex protein Iml1. Lineage: Eukaryota; Metazoa; Arthropoda; Insecta; Lepidoptera; Bombycidae. Gene Ontology annotation, cellular component: lysosomal membrane; GATOR1 complex. Gene Ontology annotation, biological process: positive regulation of autophagy; negative regulation of TORC1 signaling; cellular response to amino acid starvation. The record is from RefSeq and is a predicted model, not a curated record. Gene Ontology annotation, molecular function: GTPase activator activity.
GUUUGUUUGUUUGUGCUGCAUGCAUACCUACCGUUAAUGUUUACUAAUAUCAUUACGUGAAUAUUUUAAUAGAAACAUUUAAAACAUGCCAUUUGAAAUAUUAGAAAUACGACAAUGAAGUCCUUUAAACUCAUUGUACAUCAGUCUAGUUUUAGCCCCGAAGAUUUGAUAAUCAACUUGAAAGACUAUCCAGGGUUAAAGGAAAAAGAUAUAGUCGAAAUUUAUCAUCCCGAAAAUGACUACCCCCGAUUAUUACUACAAGUUACAAAAGUGGACGCCCCCGGACGCGGCAGAGACACAAUUAGUGUGGAACAAAGUAUUGCUACCACUUUCCAACUCCGAACGUUUGCGGAUGUCUAUGUAAAUAUAGUCAAUGUGCAAGAUGUGGCUUUGGAUUCAGUGGAAUUAACAUUCAAAGACCAAUAUCUCGGAAGAUCCGAAAUGUGGAGACUUAAAAAUCACCUAGUAAGCACCUGCGUUUAUUUAAACAAGAAGAUAGAAUAUUGUGGUGGUGCAAUUAGAUGUCAAGUAUAUGAAAUGUGGUCACAAGGGGACAGAGUUGCUUGUGGGGUAAUCACUGAAGACACAAAAAUAGUGUUCAGAUCAUCAACUUCAAUGGUCUACCUCUUCAUUCAAAUGUCUUCUGAAAUGUGGGAUUUUGACAUCCAUGGUGAUCUGUACUUUGAAAAGGCAGUUAAUGGUUUCCUCGCUGAUUUGUUUGCCAAAUGGAAGAAAAACGGCAGUAAUCAUGAAGUAACCAUAGUUCUCUUUUCAAGAACUUUUUAUAAAGCUAAGUCUUUAGAAGAAUUUCCUCAGCAUAUGCAAGAGUGCUUGCAAAAAGAUUACAGGGGGAGAUUUUAUGAAGACUUUUACAGGGUUGCAGUACAAAAUGAGAGAUAUGAAGACUGGUCAAAUGUUUUACUACAAUUAAGAAGACUCUUUACUGAUUAUCAAAAGAUUGUGCUUCAGUACCAUGAAAGGCCUAACAUGGACAUACCCACAGCAAUAAACUCCACUGCUGCACAAGGAAAUUUCCUAGAAGUGCUUAACAUGAGUUUGAAUGUAUUCGAAAAACAUUACCUGGAUAGAUGUUUCGACAGAACGGGGCAGCUGAGUGUGGUAAUAACCCCAGGAGUAGGUGUAUUUGAAGUUGACAGAGAACUGACUAAUGUUACAAAACAAAGAAUCAUUGAUAAUGGUGUUGGCAGUGACUUAGUUUGUGUAGGAGAACAACCUCUGCAUGCUGUGCCUUUACUAAAGUUCCACAAUAAAGACAAUAAUUUGAAUUCAAUUGAUGAUUAUUCGAUGCCGCAUUGGAUUAAUCUAUCAUUUUAUUCUACAAAUAAAAAAGUGGCUUAUUCAAAUUUCAUACCAAGAAUUAAAUUGCCUCCACGAAAGAGCCAAGAACCAUUACGUAAAAUGUAUGAAGAUGAGAGGAAAGGUAAAUUGUUGAAAGAAGAUGAAUGUAUGCACAAUUCUAUAUUUGAUUAUGAUGCAUACGACGCGCAAGUUUUUCAGUUACCCCCCGCUCACAGCACACGUGUGCAAAGGGUCGCCAGGACUAAGAAAACUUCUGUGGCGGGUUUAGAAGGCCUAAAUCGUAGGAGCCCUCCAGCUUCUACUUUGCAUCACAGAAAAAUGUCGGAUCCGGAUAUCCAUCAUAGCCUUGGAGAUCUUUUGACUUCUGGAAACAAGUCCGCAGGCUACGACGCGGGCAGUGACACAACGGACUCGCCGAUGUCGACGAACCGACUCUCGCCGCGCAGUUCGAUAUCUUCAAUCAAGCCCGUUAUCAGGACGGGCAGGGCACUCAUCAACCCCUUCGAUCCCUCGCAUGUCACUGUCAAACUGACCAGUAACCGUCGAAGGUGGACGCAUAUAUUUCCGAAAGGUCCAACUGGCGUAUUGAUACAGCAACAUCACUACCAGGCCCGUCCCGCUGGCGAGCCGGCCCGCAACGAAGAACAUCGCUGCGAAAGUAACACACCAAAGGAUAAUGGUUCCUCGAUAUUAAACAACAACCAUUCUAUAUAUCAGGUUGACGGCAACAUUAUGUCGCGGAAACGCAUGAUAAGUGCGUCAGGAACGUUAGCCGUGCUCGGCGUGUCCGGGGGGACUCCCUCCACGACUAACAACGCGUCGCUCGCGCUGCUGUGGGGGGCUACGGGCGAACAAGAGUGGACCCCCGCUCUGACGACAGCGAACCGCGCCAUAGGGGUCGACUGGAAGUCACUGACCAUACCUGCCUGCCUUCCGAUCACUACGGACUACUUUCCCGACAAGAGAUCACUUCAAAACGAUUAUCUAGUAUCGGAUUAUAAUCUGUUACCGGACGACGUGAACGCCGAUUUCGCACAGAACCGAGCUAUAUACAAAGAUCCCCUGACCACAAUGGAAGUAUUCAAGGAGUUGGUCUCACAAAGAUUAGCUCAGGGUUUCCAGCUGAUUGUGGGAGUUAACGAGAAUGAAGUAAUCGAAUCUCACUGUGCGUCAACGGCUACUCCCCCACCAUCCAAAGUGGCGCCACAGUGCGGGAAACCAGCCAACGCAGCACCCACCAAGCGUUACCUGCUCUCGAUUGGGAGGAUCUUCCACAAACUUACGCUGGUCGGUUCCACCAUCACCGUCACUAGAUACAGACCCAGACAUCCGUAUCCGCCAUUCAAUAUACACUACCGUUAUCGUUUCCACGCACCGAACCACGACACGUACGAGGUGUCGUGGGUUUCGUUCACGACAGAAAAACUGGAAACUUACUACUGGAACUACAUGGACCAUUAUAUUUGUACGCGCGGCGACAGUGAUUUCGCACUAGUUGAGCCUCUGAAAUACUGGCGGUUCCGGACUCUACUAUUGCCUCUCUACAAUCCGGCAACGAAACAAAUUCUCGAAGACGAUUCGACCCACUGCGACAUAUAUCCAACUCCGACGCGUCAUGAUUUGGACCAACUAACCGAUAAUUUCCUCAAAAUGACCGAAUUGUAUUUCAAUAAAGUCAAAAGGCCAAACAAACAGAGGAUGGCGGGCGCGGGCUGCGGCGCUAGCGACGCGGCACUCACGCGGCGCCGACACUCCACCUCCAUCCUCACGCGGAGCGCACAGGCAGGGGUAUCGAGCUCUCCAUUCAGAGAGCGCGUUGGCAGCACCCGGCUACCUGACCGGCCUCGCCUCCGGAUGGAAGCUAUGGCGACGAAAGCAGUGCUAGAAAGGACGCAAUCCCAAACCGGAGAAGCGGAUGACACUUAUGAUGACGGAGUUUCAGAACCGAAACUGAAAGCGAACGCGCCAUUGUCGGAUGUCGUAGAUAGAAUGCGACACCCGACUCUGGGCUUGGGUUUCCUACAACAGACGGUCAGUUUGCCCUCGCAUACAUUCGUCUCGAUAUACGCCAUACAUUGGCUCCAAGAAAACAUGGAGGGAAUGGAUUAUGAAAAGGCUGCCAGUCUUAUGGAGCGAUUAUUGAAUGAGAAAAUGAUUUGUCAUGCUUCAGGCGACACCACGAAACGUUUCGUUGUCGGAUACUACAUGUAUCACAUACUACCACAAAAGAAAGAUAAAGAAUUACCAGACUACGUGAAGCCCCUAGGAGACCUCCAGAGCUUCGAAAACGAAUGGAUGGAAGUUGAGGUACUGGGGCCGCGUUCGCCGCUCAUACAAGUGGACAAAGCGAGCGGCGCCAUAGAUAUAUCUGGUUCUAGUCCUCUGGCCGACGACACGGGCGUUCCCGCCUUCCUGUGCGAUAACAUUGAUCCAAACUACAUGCAAAUAGACAGCGACAGCGAAAUACCCUUGUACAAGAAAACCCACCUAGAUAUAGAUGUGAAUAAUAAAAGCGACCGGAUCGAAUGGGGCCACGCACGAUAUCAAGCCACGUUCCGACCGGACCAAGCCUUCGAAAUGUGCAUACAGUGGACAGUCGCCAGCGGGAACAUUGUUGCCGAACUGAUAUUCGGAUGGGCUCGUAAAGCCUCGUCCAACUGUAAGCUACAAAUGGUGCCUAUUCCUGCGGACCCCCUCGCUUUACCAUUCACCCUCAAAUCAGACCCGUUGCGAGGUCCGAUUUACAUUCCUAUGAACGUAGAACCAUUGUUGAGAAAUAAGACUGUUUUGUUUGAAGGCUUCCCGGAAGAGACAUGGCUCCAGCGUUUGUUCCUAUUCCAAGAGGCCAUAGUGGGUCGUUUCGGCUUCGUGAAGUGCACGGUCGAGAGCACGUCGCACGAGUGGGAGCGCGGCACGCCCCGCGGCUCGCCCACCGGGGACCACCUCUACGUGCACGUGACCGGGAACAUGUUCAUACUCAUACCGACGACGGUCAAGUCCGAGCAGAAGUCGUCGAAGGUCAAGCCGCCGAACAGAACGCUGUGUAACAAGUACCCUGUGCCGACAGAAGUGGCGAACAGUCCUCAUGAAGCCUAUAUUUCUCGACAUGUCGGGUACAAAACGAACGACUACAAUAAUAGCAGACGGAUGGGAUUUUUGUGGUCUUGGAAUCACAUGAUUUCAAAGAAAUGGAAGGGUUCACAAACACCAGCCACAGGAGAUGAAGGUUUCCAAAUGCGAAUGCUAAGGGAUUUCAAACAUUUCUGUGCCAAUCAGGAACAGAGGCUUAGUCAAUUUUGGGAUCACUGCUGGGAACUAAAGGACAAAUCCCGAGGAAUGACAUCUUGUUAAUCUUAAUUUUUGUAUUACAUAAUGAAGUAUACUUUAUUUUAAAAUAUAACUAUUUCUU